Molecule: messenger RNA, 247 nt
Organism: Etheostoma spectabile (orangethroat darter)
Lineage: Eukaryota; Metazoa; Chordata; Actinopteri; Perciformes; Percidae
Gene: nlk1
Product: nemo-like kinase, type 1
Biological process (GO): protein phosphorylation
Molecular function (GO): MAP kinase activity; ATP binding
Source: RefSeq, a predicted model, not a curated record
GGCCACAAGUACUUCUGUGUGAACUCGUCGUGCGGAGCCCCCUCCACCGGACUCAGCGCCACGCCGUGCCUGACCGGGCCCACCGCCCCGGCCGGGACGCCGCGGCACCCCACGGCUCUCGGGGGGAGCGCCGGCGGGGGGGCGGCGGUGCCUCAGCCCUACAGCAACCCGGCCAGCGAGGUGCCCAGCCCCGCGGAGAUGGAGCCCGACCGCCCCAUCGGCUACGGAGCCUUCGGUGUGGUCUGGU